This is a messenger RNA of Sphenostylis stenocarpa, 1374 nucleotides long. NCBI's taxonomy places the organism in Eukaryota, Viridiplantae, Streptophyta, Magnoliopsida, Fabales, Fabaceae. The record is from the annotation of a GenBank genome assembly.
AUGGCGCAAAGAAAGGGUCGCAGGUUGUUGCUUGUCCCUUUGCCUCUGCAAGGCCACAUAAACCCAAUGCUUCAACUGGCACAAAUCCUUUACACUAAAGGUUUUUCCAUCACCAUCAUCCACCCCUCUUUCAACUCCCCGAACCCUUCCAACUACCCUCACUUCAACUUCUCCUGCAUCGAAGACGAAUUUGUCCUAACCGAAUCCUCGGAUCUCUUGAGUUUCCUCAUCGAACUGAACGCUAAAUGUGUUGAGCCUUUCAAAGAGUGCGUGGGAAAGCUACUUCAGAGUGAUGAUGCGUGGGAGGAACCUGUGGCGUGUUUGAUCUCAGAUGCUAUCUGUCACUUCACUCAAGGCGUUGCCCACAGCCUUCAGCUUCCCAGGCUUGUUCUGCGAACCAGUGGAGUCUCUUCCUUUGUUGCUUUCGCCGCCUAUCCCCUGUUCAGACAAAGAGGUUACAUACCCACACAAGAUUGCAAAUUGGAGGAGGAAGUGGAAGAGCUACCACCACUGAGAGUGAAAGACCUACCCCUGGUAAAGACGGAGGAGCCAGAAAAAUACUAUGAAUUACUGCACAAUUUCGUGAAAGAGACAAAGGGUUCCUUGGGAGUGAUUUGGAACUCCUUUGAAGAGUUGGAGUCACCUGCAUUGACAAAACUGGGCAAAGAGUUUUCCAUACCAAUGUUCCCAAUAGGACCCUUUCACAAGUACUUUCCUUCUUCCUCAUCCUCUAGCAGCUUGAUCUCACAAGACCAAACUAGCAUAACUUGGUUAGACACACACAAACACAAUUCUGUGGUGUAUGUGAGUUUUGGGAGUCUUGCUGCAAUGACUGAGACUGAGUUCUUAGAGAUAGCUUGGGGUUUAGCCAAUAGUAAGCAUCCAUUCUUGUGUGUGGUUCGACCGGGGCUUAUCAAGGGCUCGGAAUGGCUCGAGGCACUCCCAAGUGGGUUCGUGGAGAAUCUGGAAGGGAGAGGCCUCUUUGUGAAAUGGGCUCCUCAGCUAGAAGUGUUGGCUCACUCAGCAGUUGGAGCAUUUUGGACUCAUAAUGGUUGGAAUUCAACUAUGGAAAGUAUUUGUGAAGGGGUUCCUAUGAUAUGCAUGCCCUUUUUCACCGACCAGAAAGUGAAUGCAAGGUAUGUGAGCCAUGUUUGGAGGGUUGGAUUGCAGCUAGAUGAGAGAAUAGAGAGAGGGGAGAUAGAGAGGAGCAUUAGAAGGUUAAUGGAUCCCAACGUUGAGGGAAAGGAGAUAAGAGAUAGAGCCUUGAAAUUGAAGGAAGAGGCUAAGAUUUGCCUACAACAAGGUGGCUCUUCAUCCUCUUCAUUGGAAGACCUGCUUACUUACAUUCUCUCAUUCACUUUUGAAACCUCUUGA